GUUAAGCAAACGUGAGAGGGAAUGAGGGAAUGAUAGCGCAGAGUAAAACUGAGUGACAGAAAUUAUUUUUCGCAUGAGUAUAAUUUAUUUUCUAAAUGUAAUUUCUGUGCUCGCAAAAUAUAUAUUUUCGUGGUCCAAAUGUAACGCCAUACCCCAUAGUGUUACAUAACAGAAUACGCUGGUUAUAUAAGGGCGCUGCUCCAGUGGGAGCUUGAUGCCCACUCGUGAGUACAGUGUGUUCUAGCGGGACACAGAGAGAAGAAGAGCAGGUUCUGUAUCCACCACACUGACCAAUGCCAAUGUCUCCUGUGUCCUCGGGGUUGCAUCAACAUGCCACUGAAGGGACUGGAGACCAUUGCUCCUUUGGUCUGCUCUGUGAAGGAGACCCCUGAGCCAAUCUCCACCAAAAUACAAGGCACCAUUCCGUCCUGGAUCAGUGGCAGCCUACUUCGUAAUGGGCCGGGAAAGUUUGAGUUUGGAAACACACACUACAACCACUGGUUUGAUGGGAUGGCUAUGCUGCACCAGUUCAGGAUUGACAAAGGUCAAAUGACCUACAGGAGUCGCUUCCUGCAAAGUGAUGCUUACAAAAAGAACAGCGAAUGGGACCGCAUUAUGAUGUCAGAGUUUGGUACCCUUGCUUUGCCUGAUCCUUGCAAAAACCUCUUUCAGCGCUUUCUUUCCCGAUUUGAGAGGAUGGAGCCCACUGAUAAUGCAAAUGUUAGUUUUGUGAAGUACAAAAGUGAUUACUAUGUCAGCACAGAGACAAACUUCAUGCACAAAGUGAACCCAGAGAAUCUCAAAACAUUGGAAAAGGUGGACUGGAGUAAGUUUAUUGCUGUAAAUGGAGCUACUGCCCACCCACACUAUGACCCUGAUGGUACCACCUACAAUAUGGGCAAUUCUUAUGGCACCAAAGGAGCCCUGUACAACUUCAUCAGAGUUCCUCCAGAGAAGACACAUGCCAGUGACUCUCUACAAGGGGCUAAAGUACUAUGUUCUAUUGAACCUGUAAACAAGUCCCAUCCCUCCUACUAUCACAGCUUUGCCAUGUCUGAAAACUUUGUGGUGUUCAUCGAGCAGCCAAUUAAGAUGGAUCUGCUCAAGAUAGUAACAGCUAAGAUGAGGGGGAGACCUUUGAGUGAGGCCAUCUACUGGGAUCCCCAUCAGGAAACCAUCUUCCACCUUGUUGACAAGCAUACAGGCGAGGUCAGCUCAGUGAAGUACCAAACCAAAGCCUUAUCCACUUUCCAUCAGAUUAAUGCCUUUGAGGAGGACGGAUUCUUGAUGGUUGACAUGUGUUGCUCAGACGACGGCCAAGCCAUCAACAACUACCUCAUCCAGAACUUACGCAAGUCAGGAGACGCACUAGAUGAGGUGUACAAUAACAUGUGCCGUGUUUACCCCCGCCGUUUUGUUUUGCCCCUGAAUGUGACCAGUGAAACAAUGACAGGCCAGAACCUGAACACACGACCCUCCAGUAAAGCAACAUGUGUCAAAAUCAGUGAUGAUAAGGUGUUCUGCCAGCAUGAGAAUCUCCAUGGUGACGACCUCCAUGAGUAUGGUGGCCUAGAGUUUCCUCAGAUCAACUAUGGCAGAUAUAACACACGGCCAUAUCGUUAUCUCUAUGGCUGUGGCUUCAGCCACCUGGUGGGAGACUCUCUGCUUAAGAUGGACCUUAAGGACAAUACUCUUAAGGUGUGGUACCGGAAGUGUCUCUACCCAUCAGAGCCAGUGUUUGUUCCAUCACGUGAUGCUGUGGAGGAAGAUGAUGGUGUCAUCCUCUCUGUGGUUCUAACUCCCUCACAGGAUAAAGGAACAUUCUUGCUAGUUUUGGAUGCCAAGACAUUUGAAGAGCUGGGACGAGCCAGUGUUCCUGUUAAUAUGCCUUAUGGCUUCCAUGGUACCUUUAAUGCUUCUGUGUGAAUUAUGUUUCAUUCAAAGUGAUGUAUGGUGUAACACCAUAAGAAGAGGAUGUUCAACUCUUAAACCAUGUGUCAAAUGAAUUGAUUAAUUGUACGUUUUCUAUUAGUGAACAAUAGAUUUUUAGCUUGAAUCACAUUUAUGUACUCUGAUGUAACAUUUUUUACCUUUGAAUGCUUUAUUAAUAGUAAAUGGUUUGUAUUUAUAUAGUGUCAGUUCCCAACAGUUUGUUAAGGAAGAGUAUUAGGGCCACAUAAGAUAAGAUAGACCUUUAUUAGUCCCGCAGUGGGGAAAUGUGCUCUCCAUGAUGCUGUCUAUGUACAGUGCCUUGAGAUAAUGUAUGUUAUGAUUUGGUGAUAUACAAGUAAAAUUGAAAUGAAUUGAAUUGAAUUGAACAAUAAGACUAUAAAAGGUUAAAAAUAGAAUGUACAUUAUAGACAAUUUCCAGAAUAUAUACAGUAUAAACAAAGAUUAAACAUGGGAUAUUAUAUCAGUGACAUGCGGUGAGGUUCAUUUUUCUUAGCCAAGCUUUCUUAUUUUUUUUUUUUUUUCAAUUAAAAUUGAAAAUUGUGUAUGGUCUUGUAUAUAUAAUUAUACAUGUAAUUCAAUGCGCCUAAUUCUUCUCCAAGAAUAUCUCUGUCACGACUAAAGACUAAAUAGGUCACACACAUUCAUUAAAUAUAUUAAGCAGACUGUGGAACGUCAGCAUGUGUAGUACAUGUAUAAUCAAACAUUUAUAUUGGCGAUAUAAAAAGAGGCAUCAGUGGGCAUGCGGCAACUGCCUGCUCAGUCAGUGUGUGUGGCACAGCCUGAGGCACAGCUCAUCGAUGCCUCACCUCACCAUUCUCCCGUGUAUUUGAACAGGAAAUGCGUAAAUUUAGCGAUUUUGACCAUAGAAAUGCUGAAAUCCUACAGGAAACUAAUUUAUAGAACAGUCAAGUGGACAAAUUGAUUUUUUUUAUCAUUGUUAGUAUUUUAUUUGUCAUGAUGUCUGCGUCCCCUGACCGCAAGUCACUGUAUUAUACAUAUAUUGCACGUGAGAUAGUAGCCUAAUUAUGUGUGGUCUACUGAGAGCAGUGCUUGUUGUACAGUCUAACAGCUGCAGGGAGUAACGACCUGCGAUAACACUCCUCUAAAGGUCAGAAAUGCCUCCUCCUCGCACGGUGCCGGGAUCCAGCACAACACCCCUCCCGCUCCUCGGGCAGCACAGCUACUGUAAACAAUAAAAAUGUGGCUCCACACAGGAUCCCCAGACACGGCUGAAAAGUGUAAAAAAACACGGUGCCCACAGUGUCCGUAGUUAAAUAAUAAGAACACACUAAAAUAGUAGGAAAGAUGUAAAAAUACAAAGUUUUAAGGGAAACAACCUAGGAAGUAGCGAAAGCUGCUGCAGCAGGCUGCCACACGGGAGGUGCCAUCUUGCAUCUGUAAAUUAAAAAAACAAAAAAUAAAAACAAUUCAGUACAAAUAUAAAGCAACAAAGUAGGAAUACGUUAAAAAAAUAUUUGUUGUUGGUGUUUCAGACACUUCACAUACAAAAUAAAUAACAGUGGUCCCAACACUGAACCUUAGGUAACAGUACAAAUUACAAAUUGGGAGGCUUCUUCUUCUUGAUGUAUUGACAUCCAUUUUUUAACAUUUUCCCCCGUGAAAGGGGCAUUGUCACAUGGCAGUUGGGACUGGUUUUAUUGAUGAUUAUUGCAUUUUUUAAGGGUUUUGCAUGGUUUUAUUCACCAGUGUAUUAAGUUUUUAUUCCAUGUCCCACUGCCCGCGAAGGCACCAUGAAAUGUUGAAUGUACUGCACCUGGAGGUUCUGCCCUUGUCAACAGGAACCAGUCAAUGGCGGAGGAACAGGGUUUUUGAACCGGAAGGCAAAUAACGAACGAAAAGAGAAGCGAGUGGCAGCAGAGAACACGAGAGACUGGGAAACAAUACUUGUCUCUGGUUGAUUCUAUAGCACAGCUGGUACCCUGCAUGGCUGAUAUCUGUUUACUCUAACUGUACCUUUUUAUAAUAAAAAUUUGUUUUAUUGA
Molecule: messenger RNA, 3956 nt
Organism: Solea solea (common sole)
Lineage: Eukaryota; Metazoa; Chordata; Actinopteri; Pleuronectiformes; Soleidae
Product: carotenoid-cleaving dioxygenase, mitochondrial-like
Exons: 12
Coding region: 331-1926 (531 amino acids)
Biological process (GO): carotene catabolic process; retinal metabolic process
Cellular component (GO): mitochondrion
Molecular function (GO): beta-carotene 15,15'-dioxygenase activity; carotenoid dioxygenase activity
Source: RefSeq, a predicted model, not a curated record